AUGCGCGACGGGACUUCAGAGGUCGAUCAUUUUCAUCCGAUCGAUUCCCGAUACGCUAGCUUACCUUACGGCCACAUCACGCCAGGCUGGCCCAAUUAUUCACCUCUAGCGGUACAAGGGCUUGAAUAUCGGCAGAUGUCGCAACCAGAUCUCUUGGGAGAUCAACCGUCCUUUGGCGCGUUGGGGCCUGAUCUGGAAAUUUCUUCGAGCCGAGUUUCGACCGAUUCUUCGAGCUAUUCUAGUGUAUUCAAAGGCUUGAACCCACCUACAUCAUCUGCAGUAGCUGCAGUAGCCGCUGCCAAUGCAUCCCUCGUUAGCCAUCCGACUCAGAUCAAUAAUCCUCGUGAUUUCACUUCGGCCCCCAGCAGGACUGUUUACCUCGGCAAUAUUCCUCCUAACUUACAGCCUAAAGAAUUACUAGACCAUAUAAGAUGUGGUGUCGUCGAAGAGGUUAAAGUGCUGCACGACAAGAAUUGUGCGUUCGUGUCUUUUCUGGAUAAGAGUUCUGCUCUUUUAUUCCAUUCAGACGCUAUUUUGAGAAGGCUUAUCAUUGAUGGUCGCGAUAUCAAAGUAGGUUGGGGCAAACCCAAGCCCCUCGAACCUUUGGUGGCUUUGGCUACGGCUAACGAAGGUGCUACGAGAAAUGUUUUCAUAGGGCGACUUAACACGCCCCAUUCCAAAGUUCAUUCACUUGAGGAAUGUAUCACGGAAAGCCAACUUCUCGAGGAUAUGAGCAUGUUCGGUGAAGUUGAGAACAUCAAAAUUAUUGAAAAUAAGGGAAUUGCAUUCGUUCAUUUCACAUCUAUUUUGAGUGCUAUCAAAGCCGUUUCUAAUAUUGCAUCCAUGAAUCAUUAUUAUGUCGACAAGAAACUUUUCUAUGGGAAAGAUCGAUGUGCAUUUAUCUCCAAAGCCCAAAAACACAACGCUGCCCAAUUCCUGGGUAUACAGCCUGGAAACGAAAGGGCAGUUUCCUAUUCCGACAGAGACUUCAUUGCAAAUACGUUGCUACAACAAUCGGCGGCCGCCGCGGCUAUCGCAACAGCUGCUGGUGGAGCUAACAAUCUUGGCAACAGGACGAUAUAUUUGGGGAAUUUGCCUAAGGACGUCAAAAUUGAAGAAGUUUGCAAUGUUAUUCGUGGUGGACUUUUACAAAAUAUUAAACUCCUGACGGACAGAAAUGUAUGUUUCGUCACUUUUAUUGAUCCAACCGCUGCCGCUCAAUUUUAUGCAAUGACCUCUCUUCAUGGCUUGACGCUAAAGAGCAAACGGGCCAAAAUUGGUUGGGGAAAGCAUUCGGGUCCACUCCCAAAUGCACUCGCACUGGCUGUGAGUCAUGGGGCUUCCCGAAAUAUUUACAUUGGAAACAUAAAUUUCGCGAAACACGAGAAACAGGGUGAACCUAUUAUCACGGAAGAUUAUUUGCGCGCAGUUUUCCAGGAAUUUGGGGAAGUUGAGCAGAUCAAUUUUCUUUGGGAAAAAAGCUGCUGUUUUGUUAAUUUCACAAACAUUGAAAAUGCAAUUACUGCCCUCGAAAAGGUCAAGGGCAUAGCUGCAUUUGACAAUGUCAAAAUCAAUUUCGGGAAGGAUAGGUGCGCGAGCGUUGCACGCCACUUUCGCUGA
Molecule: messenger RNA, 1620 nt
Organism: Lachancea mirantina
Lineage: Eukaryota; Fungi; Ascomycota; Saccharomycetes; Saccharomycetales; Saccharomycetaceae
Source: the annotation of a GenBank genome assembly